Messenger RNA from Wyeomyia smithii (pitcher-plant mosquito), 2754 nucleotides. RefSeq names its product SANT and BTB domain regulator of class switch recombination. NCBI's taxonomy places the organism in Eukaryota, Metazoa, Arthropoda, Insecta, Diptera, Culicidae. The record is from RefSeq and is a predicted model, not a curated record. The coding region runs from base 34 to 2439 and encodes 801 amino acids. The transcript has 3 exons.
AAUUUUGCAACACAGGAAACUGAUACCGUUGCUAUGGACACCUGCUUUAUUUAUGUGGAUUAUUUCCUGUUAGAAAAAAAAAUCCAAGUUAAAAUUUCCAGUGUUUUGUGCACGAAAUUAAAGAAGCAAAGAGCAAUGACGGAUUGUGACCGAAACGAAUCAAUUUCUAUGCAUGACUUUUUAGAAUUUUUGAAAAUAACCUGUCAAGUAAACGAUUCCUUCAACAGCAACAAGAAAAACCCUCCGCCCUUUGACUAUAACCAACUGGCAAAAAAUGAACUGGUGAACCAGAUACAUUCGGAAGCUGCAACCGGUAAUCCAAACUUGCAUGGAGCAUCCCCGGCUCGUCGACAAACAACUAAAAAAGAUAGCAAGGAUGAUGGUCAAAAAAAAAAUUUCAAGAAAAAGUCUAUUACGCAUAGUAAAUCACAAAAAAGUAAACAAGAAACUGUAGAAGUUCCAAACCGAGCUUUAGAUGCUUUACUGAAUGAAAAGUUAGAUGAAGUACUGAACGAAGGUAUUCUUGAUUCGGUAUUACCCUUUAUUUGUCCAUCCAGUACGUCAGGACCGACCGGAUUUGGGUAUCACAAAGGAGCUCAUCCAAAGCUAUCUCAUCAUCCGGUUAUACAGGUUACUCCUAGUAGUAACAGUGCAACUUUGAAAAAUCUUGCUGAAGGGACGUCGACCGAUCAUCCAGUUACAAGCAGCUUCAAAAAAACCAAUCAUCAAUCAGGAGAUGUUUCUCAAAAUUUUCUGAUUGCAAGUAGCACUUCCAAAUUGGGAGCUAGAAGAAAGUCUUCAGUUUCUCAAAUGUCAAUUUCGGACAAUCGUUCCGAACCUGAGGUUAUAAUUCAUGUGUGCGACGAAGUCAAAGGAACAUCACGGGACUUUUCUUGUCCGCAGAAGCUACUGAUCACGAAAAUGGGAUAUUUUGCUGAUGUUACUGCUGGUCAACGAUUAGAAGACAUGGACAUCUCAGUGCAUUGCGAUUUGCAAAUAUUUGAGUGGCUUAUGAAGUGGGUCAAGAAGGAAUCCACCUCGCAGGAAGAUUGGCCAUCUCUUGAUCCAUCUAAUGUGGUUCCAAUCUUAGUUUCAGCAAGUUUUCUGCAAAUGGAACCUUUGUUAUUGGACUGCCUUUCCUUUUGUCAUGCUCGGUUGAACGAAGUUGUGAGAGCAUCAUCUAAUUUAGCCUGCCUCAACGACAGUAUAAUCACAAGGCUUGCAGCCAUGUUUACAAAUCUGGAGCUCGAAAUGGUCAAGGAUAAAAAAGAUCGCAUUGCGCCACGUCUUUGGACUAAGCUUAUUCAGAGUCUUUGUGAGAUUGAACCACAAGCACUGCGAGGUCACUACGCCACACUUGUUGGUAUGUUUCGAUGUCUACGCUGCGGAAAAUAUCUGACCCAAACCGUUAGUACAUUUAUACACUGCGUGCCACAAAAUAUUCGCCUGAAUCGCUGGGGUCAACUAAUAAGUUCACAUGUGAAGGACCCUGCAUGGAACAUAACUAGCUAUGUGGCGAGCCUUCAUAAAGAGAUGCGCUCGUGGCGCAAAGUGUACUGGCGUUUGUGGGGACACUGUCACUUUCUGUAUUGUGCUAUGUGUGAUACCCAUUUCGCGGUAUAUCAAAUGCUUUGGUGUCAAUAUCAUCCGGAGCAACCUCAGUUUUUAGGACCAGCGGCGGAAGGUCGAGUUCCGGGACCCGCAGGACGGUAUCCAUGCUGCGGUAAGCAGGCAUAUCGUUAUGAAACUCUUCCUGGUCCUACGGGUUGCCAAUAUCGGGAACAUACCGUACAGGCAGAUACGGAUCGCGAUCGUUCGAUUUUGCAGCUAGCAAUGCAGGCUGCUGAGGGUGGUUGCUUGUAUGAAACGGCUCCGUUCAAACCUCCCAACACCGUCAAUGACCCAUGGUGGAAUGGUAUAGGAAUUUUACCGCAUCGUUCGAGGCAGGGUUUACUGCCGACGUUCCAUAUUGAAGGUGAUGCUCAACCCAGUCGAUCCACUAGGAAAUUUAUAACACGCCAGCAGUCUCAGUCAAUCGCCGAAUCGGACACUGAAUCCGACUCGGAAGACGCCGAUAAAUCAGGCACUAUUCUUAGUCAUUCUUCUAGUAGUAGUAGCGAUGGCGAAGAGUCUGCUUACAGCAGUCCACGAUCGUUUCGUCCAAAGAAUCUCAAGCACAAACCAAAGCUUUCUUACGGUCGCCACUGGGCGGGAGACAUGUCUGCUCGUAGCAAUCAGGACAACCAGCGUGAGUUUGAAGAACGCGCUAUGAAGCAGAUUAUUGCAAUGGUUGGGAAGAAAACGGGUAGCGAACAGAAUCAGCAAUUCGUCACCUAUCAGCAAGGUGGCACAUUCAUGAAGAUUGAAGCUGACUGGAGAGAAUCCAUCAAGCAAAAAAAUUUAGCCAGUGUUAAAGCCAAAGCAGGAACUAUCAAAUGAUGACUGCUCAUAGACUUACGCGAACGGUCACAGGAAAAAUCAUUUGGAUAAGGAUAGCAUGAUAAUAUUUGCAAUCACAUUAUUUCCAAAGCACCUUUUGAAUGUAAACUAUCACAAUUUCACAAAAUCUUACAUCUAAUCGUGGCUAUUAAGUUUUCUCGGUCUAUCCAUAUUACAUGCACCAGAGAUCGAAUUUAAGGCUAGUGUAGCCCACAGGAGUGUUCAAUCUUCGUUACAAAUAUUUAUGCUUGAUAAUAAAUACUCAACUGAGAGUGGAAAUCAACCAUUUUUUGAAGAAAUAGGCAAACAAUUUUU